AUGUCUACAUUGACAACUUUAGUUUAUCUUUCAUCCUUAUCCAUCAAUCCAGUUGAUAAAGAACCAAUUAUAAAUGCCAUUUAUCCACACGUAUUUCACCUAUCGGCACUGAAAUACCUACGAUUAUCAAAUAAGAACUUGUCUUACAACGUCCGUUUACCGGUUUCAAGUAAUGAACAGAGUCCUAUCGAAUACUUGGUCAUCGAUGAGACUAUUUCAAUAGAUUCACUUAUGUUUCUCUUAUCUCAUUUUCCUCAACUUCGUCGUUUGUCUGCCCAUGUUCAUGUGUUGUCUACUCUCUUACCAGACCAAAUUAAAGCACCGGCGUCGAAAUUAAAUUAUUUGACAGACGUUUCGUUCGGAUUGCAAUCGAUAACGUCCGAUCAAUUUGAACAAUUGAUUUCAUCUCAUCUUCCACAAUUACGUAUUUUUUACUUUCGACACAACAAUUGGCCAAACAAUGGUACUCCUGAUAGCAAUAAUCAUCAGUUCUCAUCGCUAUUCUGGAGCAAACGGCGAUGGUUUUUCGUACAACAGCAUUAUAAAGAAAAAUAUUCUUCUCGAACAAUCUUCUAUUCAACGAAUCCGUACAGACGACGAGAUUAUACACUAGGUGAUGAAAAACGUGACAUAAUCGAUUCGAAUGUACAGAUUAGAUCGGUUCAACACCUUCAUAUUGCUGAUGAAAAGCAAAUACAAGAUCAUCAAUAUUUUCCAAAUGUAACUGCACUUACUCUUGAUAAUGGUUUUACGAGUAGUGUUGCUUCGGUUGUAGUCAACCUGAGUCGUAUAAUUUCUUUGAAGAAUCUGACUCACUUGAAUUUAGAAUGUACUUACUUUGCACUUGUCAAACUAAUGCGAUUGUUAAGUUUUACUCCUCAUGUUCAUACGCUGAUACUCAGUUCGUUGUCGACCUAUGGAUUGAAUAGUCAGACGAUGCAACAGAACCAAACAUUUCAAUUACUAUACUGUACGAAUAUCGUUGCAAAUGUAACCUUGAACGGUAUAUGCUCAACGGAUCAACUUCAGAUACUUCUUACUUUGUUUCCACGAAUGAAAUAUUUGCGCAUUUGUAUUUAUGCGAAAUCUCUACAACCAUUUAUACGACAUAUAUUGCAGAAAGCCAAAGAAAACGCAAAUAGCCAUCUGUGCUUACUGUCUUUUAGAGCAGCACCGAAAAUAUGGAUGAAACGAACAAAAAGUUUGAUUGAUUCGAGAAAAUUACUUGAUGAUUAUAUGUUAAAGUUUGUUGGUAACGAUCUAUACUUAUGA
Molecule: messenger RNA, 1272 nt
Organism: Adineta ricciae
Lineage: Eukaryota; Metazoa; Rotifera; Eurotatoria; Adinetida; Adinetidae
Source: the annotation of a GenBank genome assembly